Molecule: messenger RNA, 687 nt
Organism: Oppiella nova
Lineage: Eukaryota; Metazoa; Arthropoda; Arachnida; Sarcoptiformes; Oppiidae
Source: the annotation of a GenBank genome assembly
GGCUCCAGAGCCGACGCCUACAGACUGUCGGAUGUCUUCUCUCAACUCCAUUUCGAUAUCAAAUACUUCGUGAAUAAGACGAGUCAUGAGAUGAAGAAUUUAUUACAGACUGUGAUUGCAAUGAGUGAACAACUCGUAGAACACGACGCUCUGGCCGUCGUUAUCCUCUCGCAUGGCAUUAAGGAUGAGAUCUAUGGCACUGACGGCAAGACUAUAGCCGUCGACACAAUUCUCGAGUUCUUCAAUAACCAGAAUUGUCCGGCGCUUAUAAAUAAGCCCAAAAUGUUCUUCUUGAGCGCCUGUAGAGGAUCACAAAUAGAUACGGGAAUAAUGAUGCCGUUGGGUCUGAAGGCUAGUUCGCCGUUUGGCGCGUCACUGGGCGUGCGGCCUAACCACGUGCCCACUUGGAGUGAUAUAUUUGUGUAUUAUUCCACAAUUGAGGGAUAUGCCUCACUGAGAAACACAAAUACUGGUUCGUGGUUUGGCUAUGAAUUAGCCAAUAGUUUGGCAGAGUUUGCCCAUAGAGAACAUCUGCACGAUUUGAUUACCAUUAAAGUGGCCGAAAGACUUCACGAGAGAAUCAGUCAAAUGAACGGAAAUUCUGUGAAACAGGCCAUUGAGACACAAACCAAAGGUUUCGUUAAAAAGAAUAGAGUACAUCUGGAGUAUUUCAUAGGAGUUAAGUAA